Molecule: messenger RNA, 709 nt
Organism: Lotus japonicus
Lineage: Eukaryota; Viridiplantae; Streptophyta; Magnoliopsida; Fabales; Fabaceae
Exons: 2
Coding region: 80-649 (189 amino acids)
Source: RefSeq, a predicted model, not a curated record
AUCUAUGCGAAAAUUAUGUUUUUCUUCGAAAGUUCUUCAAGUGUUCUUAUGAUCUUCAAGCAAAAUGUUUUAGAAAAGAAUGUUUGAUCUUAUGAAAGAAAUGAUUUUGGAUUUGCAAGGUUUUUGGGGGGAAUUUCGUGAUCAACAAGGGGAUGGGCUUAUGAUCGAUUCGAUUGUCCGAUUAGUAACGUUACUCUGUCAGUUCGUUGGUAGGAAAUUUCCAAGUGUAGACCUAGCUUCAAGGAGCAACCCGAGACUUCUAGGAAAGCGUACCUUUGAGACACCAAGCAUGUGUGUGAUCAGUCGAGAUACGACCCUAUAUCUGCUUGAUGUGGACGACGGCAAGGUUCGAGACAUCGACUGCGCGACUGAUGGUUCAGCUAUGGGAUUGGCAAGAGCAGAGGAUGCGAGGCGAUAUGAUUCGAGCGCUGGAGGAGGCCUUGGAGGGCACGCAACCAAGUGGCUCAAGGGAAGGCAACCGACUUCAAGGCUGGAGGAGGCCUUGGAGGGUACGCGACCUAUGAGUCGGGUAUUGAGUGUGAUAAUUGAGUCUGUACUUGGGGGUGAGCUGAGUUUGUUUAUAGGGUUCGAACCUAACCUAGAGACCUUCUUGUUGUGUUGGCUCGGGGGCGGUCGGACACUAGUUUAAUCAUUAUGUUGUAAUUUGAAAGAAUCAUUGUACGCUUCCAAAGCUUUUAUUAAUAACAUG